This is a messenger RNA of Dromaius novaehollandiae (emu), 1708 nucleotides long. RefSeq names its product alkaline ceramidase 1 (gene ACER1). Gene Ontology annotation, cellular component: membrane; endoplasmic reticulum. Bases 455 to 1246 code for a protein of 263 amino acids. The transcript has 7 exons. NCBI's taxonomy places the organism in Eukaryota, Metazoa, Chordata, Aves, Casuariiformes, Dromaiidae. The record is from RefSeq and is a predicted model, not a curated record. Gene Ontology annotation, biological process: ceramide catabolic process; sphingosine biosynthetic process.
UCCAGGAACACCCAGUUUCCACACCGAUGCUCCAGGGCCGAGGAUAUGGCAAGCACCAGCCUUCAGGAGGAUGCUAAGAAAAGACUAACAAGAAUAGAGCCAAUGAGCAAUAAACCCAGAGCAACUGUCCACUCCCAGAAGGCAGCUCACGGCCCUCAGUGCACCGGGAAGUUCCUUCUGCAGAAGGAUCUGAGUCAUAAAGAAAGGGAAGGGAAGAAACACGGCGAUAGGGACAGGGUUGAAAUGGGGAAGCAUCUUAUGGCAGCGAUGACCCCCAAAGAGGGACAUUAAUGCCCUGGACUGGGCUGUGGCAACUGUUCCCAGUCUCAGAGUUCAAGAACGUUCCCUGGGGUGAUUUGUCACUCCUGAUUCAUGGAGGAGUGAGGAAGAAAUAUUCUGCAAUACGAUGAGCUGUGGGAAGAGGACGAGCCUUUCAUAGGGGGGCAGCCCAACGAUGCCGAGCAUAUUUUCCUACCUGAGUGCAGAAGUCGACUGGUGCGAAGGCAACUUCGAGCACUCGGCGAUCAUCGCAGAGUACUACAACACUAUCAGCAAUGCAGGCUUCUUUAUCCUUCCUCCUGCCCUGCUCUACCUGAACCGGCAGUACUGCCAGCAGUGUCCCUUGCCCAUGUACUUCACCUCUGCCCUGCUCUUCUGUGUAGGUAUCUUCUCAACAUACUUUCACAUGACCCUGAGCUACGUGGGACAGCUCCUGGAUGAACUCUCCAUCCUCUGGACAUUGGCUGUGGCAUAUUCCUUUUGGUAUCCACAGGUUUACUUCCCCAGGUGCAUCAAGAACAGGAAGCAUUUCCUCUGGUUGAGUGGUGUCAUCACCGUGGUCAGUACCUUCAUGUCCUUCAUCAAACCAGCCCUCAAUGCCUACAUGCUCAACUGCAUCGCCUUCCACUUUCUUUACCUAACACGGAAAGAGCUGAAAAAAUGCAACAACAAGCGGGUUCACCAGAUAGCCAAAGCCAUGGUCAUGUGGUGGGGACUGGCCAUCACCAGCUGGAUAGGUGACAAGUGGCUCUGUGGCCUCUGGCAGAUGAUCAACUUCCCCUACUUCCACAGCUUCUGGCACGUGCUGAUAGCCACGUCCCUCUUCUACUUAUUCCCUCUGGUCAUCUACUUCAACGUCAUCUAUGAGAUGCCAUCGUUUAAGCCAAAGCUGGAAUAUUGGCCCAGUGACUCCUGGCCCGUCAGAGUGCCUUACGUUGCCCUGGAGCAAUCCCACAAACAGUGCUAGAGCUGUCUACCCUCAAGCAUCUCUCGGACACAGGGUGCACGAUGCACACACAUGCGUCUGCCUGGGGAACACCUCGGCUUGCUCCUCAAACAAGGGCAAUCUGGCUAGCGAAUGGGUCAGGGAGCAGCCGAGGCCUCAUGAUGCUGGGCAUGAAGCAGGGUGGCAGCCCACGGGUGGCUGGACGACUGCCCAGACAGACGCUGGGGAACCAAAGAUGUCCUCCUCCAGCAGAUCCCCACCGAGAAAGGGAGGGAAAUGGUGCUUCUUUUGUGUCUUCACUAGUCAAAUUGCGGCACCCCUUGCUGACAAGAGCACAGCUGAGAAGACAGAAGCCAAACUGGUCACAGCUGGGUUUGUUGGGGCUGCUGCAAUUAUUAUUAUUAAUUUUAUUUAUUGAUGUAUGUGGUCUUGCUCAGGAGAGCUGUGCAUUAAAGCUAUGGACACUAACUUGAACUGGGCCCC